Molecule: messenger RNA, 1548 nt
Organism: Haliotis rufescens (red abalone)
Lineage: Eukaryota; Metazoa; Mollusca; Gastropoda; Lepetellida; Haliotidae
Product: kynurenine/alpha-aminoadipate aminotransferase, mitochondrial-like
Exons: 12
Coding region: 123-1430 (435 amino acids)
Biological process (GO): biosynthetic process
Molecular function (GO): pyridoxal phosphate binding; transaminase activity
Source: RefSeq, a predicted model, not a curated record
CUCCCUAUCCUUGAGCAAGUCUAGAGUAUCUAAGGCGGCUGUGACCUCCUGUCUGUCAGAAGGGUAACGACAUACACAUUUUCCGCGCCGUCCUUAGCGCUCUGCUAACGGAGGACUGAGUUAUGUAUACUGCCAACCUGUCCCAGGCAAGCCAUCGCAUCAACAACUAUGACAAUUACUCCAACAAAUCGGCGAAACGAAGACGACCAGCGAUUCUUCGAGGACUCCAGAAAUACAUUGGAACUGAUUUGCUGUACUUGGCCGGAGGUCUUCCCAACUCGGAGACGUUUCCAAUCACAGCGGCACAGCUACAACUAAGAGAUGGUCGGACUGUAGCCAUAGAUGAGAAUGAGAUGAAAGUGGCACUCCAGUACGGGAACAGUUGUGGGUCACUGAAGAUGUGUGAAUGGCUGACGGAGUUGCAACGACGCCUCCAUGAUCCGCCUACCCUCCCUCCUCUUGGCGUCUCCACAUCGGCAAACAGCGACAUGAUCACAAUCUGCACCAACGGUUGUACGGAGGGUAUUAGCAGGAUCCUUGGAUCGGUGUUGGAGGAAGGGGACUCGUUGCUGGUCGAGGAAUCAACGUAUCCCACGGUCAUGAAUAUGAUUGAACCACUGGGUUGCAAACCGGUGACUAUCAAGAACGACGCAGAUGGAUUGAUUCCCUCAGAUCUUAGUAACAUCCUGAGUUCCUGGAACGAGGCUGUAUCCGGACCACGGCCAAAACUCCUAUACUGUGUUCCGGUUGGUGGAAAUCCGACAGGUGCCAACCUCACUUUGGAGAGAAAGAAGGAAGUUUAUGCUUUGGCGAGAAAAUACGACCUCUUAAUCAUCGAAGACGACCCGUACUAUAUGCUACAAUUUACAAGGCCUCUCACACCGAGUUUGCUGUCAUUAGACGUAGAUGGGCGUGUCCUCAGAUGUGAUUCUCUCUCUAAACUGAUGUCUGCUGGUGCAAGGAUUGGGUAUGUUAGCGGUCCAAAACAAAUCCUGGAAACAAUCCUUCAUUGGAAAGAUUCAGACCCUGGCUCAUGUAAUAGCUUGGCACAGACCAUCAUAUGGAAGGUUUUACAAAGCAUGGGGCACGAUGGCUAUAUCGAACAUGGGCGUGAUGUUGCAAACGUCUACUACGAGAAAUCGAAGCGUGUUUCCAGGACAGCUGAAAAACAUCUUAAAGGUUUGGCGGAGUGGUCUGAUCCUGUGGCUGGGAUGUUCCUGUGGAUGAAGCUAUUGGGUGUAGAGGACUCCAUGCCCAUCUGUCAGAAGCUGAUCCAGAAAGGGGCUGUGGUGGUCCAGGGACACAUCUUCUGUCCUGCCUCGGUUAAGUCCCCUUACAUCAGAGUAUCUUACUCUUAUGCGUCUGAGGAAGAUUUGGACAAAUCCUUCUCCUGGCUGGCAGAGAUCCUCAAGGAACAACCAACACAGUGAAGAGCAUGCUCCAUGUGAUGUGCGGCUUUGGCAAAUAUUCCAUUUGGAAAGACAUGUUAAUGGAAGAGUUAUUUACUUACACAUUUAAAUAACACAAAUAAAUAACCGUGAUUGGAUG